This is a messenger RNA of Ilex paraguariensis (yerba mate), 408 nucleotides long. NCBI's taxonomy places the organism in Eukaryota, Viridiplantae, Streptophyta, Magnoliopsida, Aquifoliales, Aquifoliaceae. The record is from the annotation of a GenBank genome assembly.
AUGUCGCUCAUUCCAAGCAUCUUUGGGGGCCGACGCACCAACGUUUUUGACCCAUCCUUUCUCGACAUUUGGGACCCCUUUGGUGGCUUCUUCACCUCUGCCCUCACCAACGAACUCAAUUCAGCCCGCGAAACCUCUGCAUUCGCCAACACACGAAUUGACUGGAAGGAGACGUCGGAGGCUUACAUUUUCAAAGCUGACCUCCCUGGACUAAAGAAAGAGGAGGUGAAGGUUGAGGUCGAAGAGGGAAGAAGGAGCAGUGGCAAGUUUCUCCGGUGGUUCAGGUUGCCGAAAAAUGUGAAGAUCGAGGAGGUGAAGGCUAGUAUGGAGAAUGGAAUGUUGACUGUUACUAUGCCUAAGGUGGAAGAGAAGCAACCUGAGGUGAAGUCUGUUGAGAUCUCUGGCUAA